This is a messenger RNA of Acanthosepion pharaonis, 600 nucleotides long. The record is from the annotation of a GenBank genome assembly. Lineage: Eukaryota; Metazoa; Mollusca; Cephalopoda; Sepiida; Sepiidae.
AUGCCAGGCGAGGUCCUGAUAUUUUUCUCAUUUCUUUCUUCGAAAGGAAAUCAGCAGCUGAUAUUGUUUAACUCCAUUUUCAUCUCUUCUCCGUCUUAUCUAUCUAUAUAUCUAUCUAAGUAUUCUACUCCUUAUCUAUCUAUCUAUCUAUCUAGUCUUCUCCUUCUUAUCUAUCUAUGUAUGUAUCUAAGUCUUCUACUCCUUAUCUAUCUAUCUAUCUAUCUAUCUAUCUAUCUAUCUAUCUAUCUAUAUAGUCUUCUCCUUCUUAUCUAUCUAUAUAUCUAUCUAAGUCUUCUACUCCUUAUCUAUCUAUCUAUCUAUCUAUCUAUCUAUCUAUAUAGUCUUCUCCUUCUUAUCUAUCUAUAUAUCUAUCUAAGUCUUCUACUUCUUAUCUAUCUAUCUAUCUAUCUAUCUAUGCCUUAUUUAUUCGUCUGUUUAUCUCAAGAUUUUAUAUCUAUCUAUCUAUCACAAUAUUCAUUCUUCUUAAUCUGUUUAUCACAGUAUUUCAUCUAUCUAUCUAUCUAUCUAUCUAUCUAUCUAUCUAUCUAUCUAUCUAUCUAUCUUCUCCUCUUCAGAUCUAUCUAUAUUUAUAUGUCUUAA